Messenger RNA from Babesia bigemina, 216 nucleotides. RefSeq lists its product as hypothetical. Bases 1 to 216 code for a protein of 71 amino acids. The record is from RefSeq and is a predicted model, not a curated record. The transcript has a single exon. NCBI's taxonomy places the organism in Eukaryota, Apicomplexa, Aconoidasida, Piroplasmida, Babesiidae.
AUGCUGUUCUUAUACCACAAUAAUGAUAAACUGUGUACUGUAUACGCUAUAUCUAAACGUGACUGCUUACUGCAGGUUUCCGCUUCGUGUAGAGUAGGAACGUUGCAAAAACGCAAUUUGCAGUUUGCAGGUCGCAUCCCAGAAAUGAAAAAUAGACGCUGGAUUCUGCCUCGAUACACAUUUUUAGUUGGAGCUGACAGUUUUUGCGCACUAUAA